CAUAUGAUAUGCUCAAUCUACGUGAAUUAUGGGUGCGAUUUCUUAGGUUUGCUUUGUAAUUGGGCUCUUUGUGAAGGCGCAGAUAUGCACUAAGAUCUUCGACCUUCUAUGAUUGUGGCUUUGUCGGUUAAGCUUACCGUAAUUUGCCCCUGUCACUACCUUUCUAUCCAUGACGCAGGGUGGCCUUAGAACUUCACAAGUUAAUAAAGACCGCCUCGUCCACCCUUGUAGUAGACUUCAUACCAAACCAACACCUACAAAGAAUCAGCAAUCCUAGCCAAGCAUUUGAAGCUUGCUAAUACAAACCUUGCCAUAUAAACUUACUGGUCCAUUAACUUCUACUACCACUACAACACUCGACUGAUCCACCACCCUUCUACGUCAACUCUACAUCCUCACCAUGAAGGUGUCACAACUCCUCACAUACGUCGCCAUCGCGACACAAACCAUCACCGCCGCAUCCAUACCCAACACAAACGCGCUCAGUGUCCUCUCAGAACGCGCCGACAACACACCGCUUUCCUCCGCCAUCCUCUCCCCAGAACACGCCCUCACAAAACGAAAGGGCGGCGGCGGCCGAGCAGGCGGUAGUUCCUCAGGCGGCACUUCCUCAGGCGGCAGCACUAGUUCCUCCGGCAGCGGACGCACAAGCGGCACUUCUUCCAGCGGCGGCUCAACAAGCGCAGGCUCGGGCGCAGCGCGCUCCUACGGCGGCGGCGGCUACUAUGGCGGCGGCGCGGCGGUGCCCUACAGCGCGGGAUCUCGCACACCCAAGGGCCUCCUCGCCGGCGCGCUAAUCGCGCCCGUCGUGCUUCUCGCCAUCAUGCCCGGCCUCUGGCUAUACAACACCUACCCGUACUACUACAACAACCCGUACCGCUUCAACAACCAGACACAGACCAACGCCAACAACCCCAAUGGCACAAACACCACGCUGCCCGUUAUGUGCUUGUGCCAGGAGUACAGCGUCUGUGGGUGCGACGAGAAUGACGAUCAGCAGUAUAUUAAUUCUCUGGUGGGCAAUGGGAGUUAUGCUGCGUUGAAUAAGCAGGUUGUUACGGUGUCGGAUGUUAAUGGCACGCAGACGCUUGUGCUUAAUGGUACGCUGGCUAAUGGUACUACGGCGCCGGGUGGAUCGGAUAGCGCUGGUGUGUCGCUUUCUGCGGGCAAGUACUCUGGGUACUGGGUUAUGGGGCUUGUCGUGCUCUACACUGUUCUUGCCUAAGAUGUUUUAUUCGGAGGCAGGUUGGGGUGGGACGCAUCACUUUCAUGAGUUUAUUGUUCGACAGUGUCAUGAACACUGCGACAUACUAGGCGUUCACGGGGCAAUGGGCGGCUGGGCGCACUAUUGGAUAUACCCCGAUUGUUCUUUUCUUUUUUCCUUUGCGAUGGUACAACCAUAGAUAGCGAUACCAAUCAAUACGUUGACUAAAUCUGAC
Molecule: messenger RNA, 1439 nt
Organism: Dothidotthia symphoricarpi CBS 119687
Lineage: Eukaryota; Fungi; Ascomycota; Dothideomycetes; Pleosporales; Dothidotthiaceae
Exons: 1
Coding region: 401-1225 (274 amino acids)
Source: RefSeq, a predicted model, not a curated record